Lasiodiplodia theobromae is the source of this 2517-nucleotide messenger RNA. RefSeq names its product Mucin-2-like isoform x1. Lineage: Eukaryota; Fungi; Ascomycota; Dothideomycetes; Botryosphaeriales; Botryosphaeriaceae. The transcript has a single exon. The coding region runs from base 1 to 2517 and encodes 838 amino acids. The record is from RefSeq and is a predicted model, not a curated record.
AUGUCUGCCUCACUCUCGUUUGGCCGCUUUGGCCUUGCCGUUCUUUUCAUGCUCAAUACUCCUCUUGUAGAUGCCUACUUCCUUAACUGGAAUGCCCACUACCACCACUUGGAGCCUAGACAGACCACGACUAGCGAUGUUGCUCCAGCAACUACCAGCCAGUCCCGCGCGGAUCGUCUCAUCGAAAACAUUGAUCGCCUUGACGAAUCCAUUCGAGAACUCCCGAACGACGCCUUGAACUUCCUGAACGAGAUUGGUGACAAGAUCGAAUACAUGGAAGGCGUUUUCCAGAGCAUUAUUGGCUCUAUCUCACCUUCAUCAACUACACCAACUACGCCAACUGAACCGACACCCCGGCUUCCCGUCCCAACCAGCCUACUAGCCAUCAAUUCCACCGCCAAUGCGACAAUUGCACUACCGAGCACCAUCGUGCCGACUCCGGUCUCCGAGGACCCAAUUUUGAGCAUCCUUCCCGUCUUGGAUAGCAUUCUUCCUGCAUUGACUACGGCUGCAUCAGCUGCUGCGUCUUUAGCUGGCUACGGGAACGCCACUUCCCUGCUCAUACCUACCGCUCCCGGCUCGGCUUUCACUCCAGUCCUUUCAACGGUGAAUGCCUCCGAGUCUUAUCCUCUAAGCCUCCCUUCGACGCCUUCUCUCGUUGCCAUUGUGCCCUCUAUUGAACCUCUCAACUCAACCACAGCCAUCCCGGACUUCGCAAACACAACAUCAGCGCUUCCCUUUGUUAACAACGCUACCUCGACACCUAUUGCGAAUAUCACGACGAGCUCCUCGGCUGUGAGCGCUACUUCAAUUCUUGCCUACGUAAACGCCACUUCCGUCUACGUAAGCGCCACUCCAAUUCCUCUCGACGUCAAUGCCACCUCGGUUCCUGGCUACGUGAAUUCCACUUCGGCCCCUAUUCUCCUAAACGUCACUUCAGUUUCUUCCUUUGUAAACAGCACCGCCACCACCGCUACGGUUCUCAUUGCGACAAACCUUACCCUGACUACUUCCCUACCGGUGAAUGCAACUACUCCGCUCGCUAUCAACUAUACCUCUACUGCACCUUCAACAAACGUUAGCACUCCACCGUUCCUCCUAAACGCUACUACUGCACUCCCCAUUCCCGCGAACCUUACUGCUCUUGCUCCUCUUCCAACGAAUGCAAGCACUCCGCUUUUCGACAAUACCACCACUGCCACACUUCCUGUUGCGGCAAACCUUACAUUGGCCACUCUUCUUCCAGCGAAUACGACCACACCGCUCUACAUCAACAACACCUCCACUGAAUCAUCGCCUAAUGCCACCGCACCAUCGUUUCUACUGAACACUACCGCCGUACUCCCUCUGCCAGCAACCCCGAUUGCUCCUCUCCCAGCGAAUACAACCGCGCCCCUCUUUAUUAACUUCACGACUGCUACACUUCCCAGCCCAGCAAAUCUUACUUUGGCCACUCUUCUUCCAACGAAUGCUACCACUCCUCCUCUCUUAGUCAGUUACACAUCCACGGCGCCAUCAGUCAAUACUACCUCAGCACUCUUUCCUUUAAACGCCACUACAUCCGUUCCCGAAGCCUCCGCAUCAGCUCUAUCUGAAUUCCGAAAUGCAACGUUCAGUACCCCGCUCGCCAACCUCACCAGCAUCCCGCUCGCUACGCCCGCCCUGAAUACCACCACCUCCCCCUCUCUCAACGACACUAUCGCUACAUCCACCCCCCUCUUCGCCAACGCCACCACUUUCCUACCUAUAACUUCCAUCUCCUCGGAGGUUCUCCCUACGAGCAGCGCCAUCACCAACAGCACCCUCCUCUCCGCUUUCAUCGCCAACAUCACGUCCGCUCUUUCCAUCUCGACUUACAACGCCACACUGCUGGCCGACCUACUCCGAUCGAACCUGACCGAACCCACGCCCGCACCGGCCGUUUCUUCUUUCUUCAAUUCCACAGUCCUCACCACCACUGGAGCCGCCAUCCCGCUCUACACGAACCCAAGUAGCUCGCUCCUUCCCAUCAACGCGACCUUCUCUUCGCUCCUCCCCGCCACCAACGAGACAUCCUCCUCGCUCCUCCCCGCCACCAGCGAUACAUUCUCCCCAGUCGUCCUCAUCCCCACGCCGUCGACGCCCAGCUCUCUGAGCGCGUCCCUGGCGACGGGCGGCGCAUCAUUCGCGUCCAUCUCAGCAACACCGGUGGCAUACAGCAACGCAAUGUUCGAAGGCAGCCGAACAGGUAUACCAACGCACAUGCCGAUCCCGAUUUCCGCGCUGUCUGCGGCAGCGAGCAGGAUGGCAGCGUCGAGGAAGAACGAGACGACGACGCUCACGACGAUUGCGUCGACGGCGAUGAUAACGAGCGUGGUGGCCGUUGCGGAGACGGAGUCGGUGACGACGGUGCUGGCGACGUCGACGAACGAGGUGGGCAUGACGCAGGUGUUUAUCAGCACCGUGACGGUGACGACGACGGUCCUUGUGACGCCGAGUCCGGCUCCGUGGAGGAAUGCGACGACGAGCAGCGUUUGA